Polychytrium aggregatum is the source of this 1627-nucleotide messenger RNA. RefSeq lists its product as uncharacterized. Gene Ontology annotation, molecular function: chitin deacetylase activity. Lineage: Eukaryota; Fungi; Chytridiomycota; Chytridiomycetes; Polychytriales. The record is from RefSeq and is a predicted model, not a curated record. Gene Ontology annotation, cellular component: membrane. Bases 133 to 1161 code for a protein of 342 amino acids. Gene Ontology annotation, biological process: carbohydrate metabolic process. The transcript has 5 exons.
CACGCAUAUAAAAAAUCGUCGAGAAGUCUCGCCCAGCCGCCUUCCUGUCGCGCCCGAGCUUCGAAAUCCUCGCGAAGGAAAAAGCCGUCUGUCUUCUGCCUUCUGCCGCCUCGUCCUGGAUCAACCGCCGAAAUGCAGCCCUCCAGCCUGCUCAAGUCCGCUUUUCUGCUUUCCAUGCUCUCGCAGGGUGCCCUCUCCGCCAGCAUCCACGCUGGCGGCGUGAACCUCACCAUGACCUAUCCCGACUACGGCGUGCCUCCACUCCGCCCCGAGUGGAACAAGUACCUCGGCACUUUCAAGGCCGACCACACACCCGACAUCAUCCAGUGUCUGCGUUCUGGCGAAUGGGGCCAAACCUUCGAUGAUGGACCCGGUGCCCCCACGAACCAGCUCCUGGACUACCUGCAGCAGCAAAACAUCACCGUCACCUUCUUUAUCAUCGGCGCCAAUGCCGUCGCGGCUCCAAACACAGUCAAGCGUGCCUUUGAUCUUGGCCACCAGAUUGCCAUUCACACUUGGAGCCAUCCCCACAUUCCAACCUUGACCGAGGCCGGCAUUGUUGCCGAGCUCCUGUGGACCGCGCAGGUCCUGACCGACAUCAUCGGCGUUACUCCCGUCUACAUGAGACCUCCAUACGGCGAGAUCGAUGCCAAGAGCCGCAACGUCAUUCGCGGACUCGGCUUCAUCCCAGUCAUCUGGAGCAACGACUCUUCCGACUGGGAUGACACCGUCUCCGUCGAGUCUGUCAAGUCCGAGGUCGACAGAUGGGCCUCCGAUACCAGUCGUCCACCGGCCAUUGGCCUGGAGCACGAUCUCAAUGACCGCGAAGCUCAGUUGGCUCGAUACAUCAUUCCCAAGCUCAUGUCUGGUGGAUACAAACUCAAGCCGGUCGCCGAGUGCCUGGAUGAUCCUCUCCCUUACCGCCGUGGUCUCGAUCCCACUGCCGAACGAGUUGGUCGCUCGGCCGCUAUUGCCCCAUCGUCGUCGUCUGCUCUGCCGUCGACAACAUCCGCGGCCGCUUCUAUCUCUGCCUCCGGCACCACCAUGCCCACCGCUACUCCUGCUGCCCAGGGUGUUCGAGUCAGCAGCUCGACUCGCACUCAGGUCGGACUGUCCCUGGCUUUCUUGGUUGCCGGGCUUGCCUUCCUGGCGCAAUUCUAGAAGCCUGUAGUUCAGCAAUCAUCAGCAUCACCAUGAAACGAGCCCGCCAUAUUCCAAAAAUCACAUCAGCAUUGUCUCGUUUAGACCAACCACUAUUUACAGCGCCAGUCGCCCAUCUUCCACGACAUAUGGGUGUGACUAUGAUGUUCUCAGACACCGCCCCUCUAAUACAUGCACCUCAUGUGUGGUUUGCUGCCCCUUCCUUUGGGACUGCGGAUCCAACGGUGGGGCCAACCGCAGGCGGUGCCUUCUCUCUCUCGCCUAUCCCCCUCUUCUCAACUUUUGUCUUUCUCCAUCCCGAUUCCUCAAUCACUUCGUUCUUGGAUUUCGACCAUUCGAUCGUUCAUCGUGGUUGCUGAUCAAUGUUUGAUCAUAUGGCCAAUGCGCCUCUAUCUAUCUCCUGUCCUCACCCCUUGGUGUGGGCACCUCUUCCAGUCAAUACAAUCAACUUCUUCCAUUUUCACAA